AUGGCGGGAGAUCGGUGCCGAAGUCGAGACCGCGCUCUUGGGACAGAGAGCCUUUCUGUCUCGGAACUGAGCGCCAAUACACCUCUAGGUUUGCCCUGUGCACCCUCGAAGCCGCCCCGCUUCGCGCUGCCGAGCGGUCAUAAACCCUCGUCAGUUCCUGCAUGCGGACAGUUUGCUCGCUCUGCCGCCUCGGAAGCUUCCGUGCUAGCCACCAAGGAGGCGUGCGCAGACGACUCUUUCUGGCGUCCCCUUGAAACGCCGGACGAGGCUGCGCCUUUGCGAUGUGGAUCGUCUGACCACACAUGUCGCUGCGAAGCAUGCCCGUCUUUCGUCCACAAGGCGAGUCUGUGUGCAGAGGGGGGACAAUCUAUCGAGGGGCGGCAGACAUCUGCUCUCAAUUCUCCAGAGUUCACCCCGCCGUCUGCCUCUCCGUCGUCGAGUAUGUGUUCUGUGGACGACGUCACGAAAGUUGAUUCUCUCGUUUCUGAGAAACGCGGAGCGUUCCAGAGUGUCUCGACCGCUGCCUCUUGCGAUCGCCUCCGCCACCUCGACUCCUCAGUCUUUCACCAGCUGUCAUCCAAGGUUCCUGAUUCAGAAAUCAACGACGUGAUCCCCUCGGAGUGCCCUGACUUCGGCGCAACGGGCUCUGGUACUGGGAGCGAACCACCAUCUUCGUGCAUUCCUGGUGUACGCACACCUGCCGCUCGGGGUACUGAGAGAAGUGCAGCAGUCGCCUCCACGAACGCGGAAGACGGCGGCUUCGAGGGUCUCGGAGAAAAACAAGGUGUUUUGCAAACGGACACGAACGGUUUUUCUCGAAGCGGGGGAAGCCUGCGCCGUUGUACCUCCAAAAAUUGUGGGAAAGAACACGGACCACAGGAACCCACGGAUACCCCGGGGAGCUCGAGCGCCUCUCAGCGUCUUUUCCAGCUUGUCGAGAAACAAGAGGCGAGACAAAGCGAAAUAGCUCUGUCUUCCUCUCCCUCUUGCAGAGCCGCCUCUCUAGUCGAUGGCCGUGACAACGAGGGGGAAACGGCAAGCAACUCGCCGACACGCGUGGUUGUGGGUUCGACCUCGACGGCGCCUUCCCCAAGCAGCCGUAGCUCUUGGCAAAAUGCCUCUUCGUGUUCUGAAGAAGGAAGGAAGAUGCUCACGUCUUCUGCUUCCUCGACACCCCCGUCCCGUGACAGAAGGAUCGUCUUCGUGUAUGCUCUGCUGUUUCUCGAUGUGAUCAUCAUCGGCAGCACGUCGGCUCAGCACUCGUUCAAUCCGGCCUCUCUCAUUGACAAAGUUCUGAUGACGCACGCGUCCUUCCCCUCUGCCGCUCCCAGCCACGUGGAAGGCGACGCCGGGGACCUGCCUUACCACCGCCUUCUUCCUCACUCUGUGAAGAGAGAACUAGGCCUGUCGUGCGUGUGUGGAUGGGCUGCGCUCGUCGUUCUGGGCAUUCUCACGCUCCUCUUCUCCACGAGCUCCAUGCCUCUGCCUCUUCACGCUUCUGCUUAUAGACGGAGACAGCCGACCGAAGGCGCAGACGGCGCGGCCGGCGGUCGAGGGACGCCUGAGUCCGUCGACAGGAGAGGAGGCCCCAAGAAGAGUGGCCAAAAAGCGCGACAGAGCGACGAGACUGAAGAGCGCAGAAACAAGGGGAAGAAAACUGGAGACCGCGGAGACAAGCUCGCAGGAAAAGGCACCGAGAGGAGGGGCGAGGCGGGAGUCGCGGCGGCGGUUGAGAUGAAGUUCAAAGAGUACGAGGAAGUCGUUUUGUCUCAGUAUGGUGAGGCCACGUUGACGCAAGUGAAGAUGCGCACCUUUUUCAUUGCGCUGGCCACGCUCCUGGUGUUCUUCAUCAUGAACUUCAUUCUCCAGAUCAACGUUCAGUGCCACCGAACGAAGCACCAGCUCGGCCGCCUGCAUGCGCUGGCAGCCGAGGCAGCCGAAAACUCGGGGCAGGUCCCAGACGUUCGCGGAGCGCGCGAAACAGGCGACCGGGUACCUGCGGCUCCGCUCGACAACGAUCUGCAUGCGCUGGAUUCUGUGACUCUCGUGAAGGCGCCCUCGCUUCCUGGCGAAGCACGCAGCGCAACGGCGCACUGGCCUGCAGAAAAAGGGACAGAGACUCCCAAGCACUUCCUCUCGUCUCAGGGGGAAGCGCACAUCCGCCUCGCCUCCCUCGCCGCCUCUCUGGUGUCAGCGGCCCUCGUCGCCCAGGACGACAUCGGCGAUAACUCGGGCACGGCUUCGCCGCUGUCGUUUGAGGCUCCGGCUUCGGCGGCACCUGCAGGGAUGCAAGUGGAAAGGGAGGAGGGGGAAAUGCAUGCAGAAGAACGCAGACAGGCGCCACGCAGAGGAGCGGCCGAGAAAGGCGAGAGACCCUACACCGAGGCGUCCCUUGCUUCUUCUCCCUCCGCGGAGGUGAACCAGCGGCCAGGCCUGGAGACGGCGUCGACGCGUCCGUCCACUGCAGACGACGCAGGAGACUCCGAUCUGCAAGAAGCGCCCCGAUCGCCUUCCUACGUGUACUACCGGGAUUUCUGGUUCUGGCACCGACUGGUCGCCAACUGCCUCCGAGAUGCCGAGCUGCAUAUGUCCGUCGCGUGGAUUGCCAUGCACGUGGCAGGAAUCGUCUUUUGCGUGCGCGUCACGCGAGACGUCACAGAUGCUCUCAAGGCCGCUGUCGACGCAUUUCGUCUCUUUUGA
Neospora caninum is the source of this 2700-nucleotide messenger RNA. RefSeq lists its product as hypothetical. NCBI's taxonomy places the organism in Eukaryota, Apicomplexa, Conoidasida, Eucoccidiorida, Sarcocystidae. The record is from RefSeq and is a predicted model, not a curated record. Bases 1 to 2700 code for a protein of 899 amino acids. The transcript has a single exon.